Messenger RNA from Musa acuminata AAA Group (dessert banana), 792 nucleotides. Its product is annotated as ubiquitin-ribosomal protein eL40 fusion protein. The transcript is spliced from 5 exons. Gene Ontology annotation, biological process: translation; protein ubiquitination; modification-dependent protein catabolic process. Bases 194 to 580 code for a protein of 128 amino acids. Gene Ontology annotation, cellular component: nucleus; ribosome; cytoplasm. Gene Ontology annotation, molecular function: structural constituent of ribosome; protein tag activity; ubiquitin protein ligase binding. NCBI's taxonomy places the organism in Eukaryota, Viridiplantae, Streptophyta, Magnoliopsida, Zingiberales, Musaceae. The record is from RefSeq and is a predicted model, not a curated record.
AGAAAAGGAUGAUGAUGGCGGAAAUGGGCCUUCAGAUUGGGCUGGGCCUCGUUUGGAUCUCAAUGCAGCCCAAUAAAGGUAAUUUCGUAAUUAUGCUGCAUGAUGAUAACCCUAGCAGCCGAGGAGUCCUAUAAAAGGCGCUCGUGCGAAGAGGUGCUUCUACUUACACGCGGCGCGAGGGAGGUCGGCCAAGAUGCAGAUCUUUGUGAAAACCCUAACGGGGAAGACCAUAACCCUCGAGGUCGAGAGCAGCGACACCAUCGACAAUGUCAAGGCCAAGAUCCAGGACAAGGAAGGGAUUCCGCCGGACCAGCAGCGGCUGAUCUUUGCGGGGAAGCAGCUCGAGGAUGGAAGAACCCUCGCCGACUAUAACAUCCAGAAAGAGUCGACGCUGCAUCUGGUGCUGAGGCUGAGGGGUGGGAUUAUCGAGCCCUCGCUUAUGGCUUUAGCCAGGAAAUACAACCAGGAAAAGAUGAUUUGCAGAAAAUGCUAUGCAAGAUUGCAUCCGAGGGCUGUUAACUGCCGCAAGAAGAAGUGUGGUCAUAGCAAUCAGCUGAGGCCGAAGAAGAAGAUUAAGUAAAUUGUGGAUGGAUAGAACAACGUUGCUGCUGAGCCUGGAUGUUAGGUGUCAUCUUAUUUCUCCAUUGGCAAUAGACUACAUGUUGAAGUUUUUGUUGGUUGUUAUGGACUAAGUUUUAUCGUAUACUUGUCAUAAUUUUGUGAACAUUAGCAACAGGGAUUCUUGUUAUACAUGUUUCCUGUCGUAUAAGAUGCGUUGUUUCGUUGCUAGUA